This is a messenger RNA of Frankliniella occidentalis (western flower thrips), 2199 nucleotides long. RefSeq lists its product as uncharacterized. Bases 181 to 1077 code for a protein of 298 amino acids. The record is from RefSeq and is a predicted model, not a curated record. Lineage: Eukaryota; Metazoa; Arthropoda; Insecta; Thysanoptera; Thripidae. The transcript is spliced from 5 exons.
CGGAAACAAGCCACAUGUUUGAAUGAAAUGUUUUGACGUUUCUUACUCUUGUUGUUUCUCUGCAUUCUUGGCCUCUCUUAAAGUCACAACAACAAAGUUAUCAUUGCUUCGAUCCAGAUUCUGAGAUAUCUUCUCAACAGCAGUGUUAAAUGAGCUUCUUUUGAUCUGCUCUGAGCAAUCAUGUCUGAAAAAGUGGAGGGACCCUUGGUUGAUCGCUCAUUUCGUUUAGUUGAAAAUCAACAUAUAUCAAGAAGCUGGUUAUACACCCAGACUUUCUUUUAUAUGUGUGCUGCUUUAGCUGGGUUUGCUUGUGCAUAUACUCUCCGAACAUUUAGAAACAUAUUUUCUGACUCAUGCCUCAUCAACAUCGAGUUUAGCUCAAAUAUUAAAUCUCGUGAAGUCCAAGCAGUGUAUGGGCCUAGCACUAAGUGCGAUUACUGUGAGUUUGUACCAGUUGUCGCAUCGAUAGCUGCUCUUGUCCUUGCUAUGUUCUUUAUUAUGAGUGGCCGUGGAGGUAAAGGCUCUCCUGGAUUCCUCCCAUCCCCUUGGCGCAUUGUGAUUCCAGCAUUGGUGUUCAAUCUCAUUGCGCUAGGCUUUGUCAUAUCUGCCACCACAUCUCUGCACAAUGGUCUCCAGAAAUUUUGUGAUCAACUUCUUGGAAAGCAACUAGAAAUGGGAGGAACUGGAGUAAAUGGAACAACAGCUGAUAUUGAUGUGAAUCCACAACAUGGGUUCCGAACGUUAACUGGGUGUAGAGUGGAUCUCAAUGAAACAGUUCCUUCAGAUCAGCAUAGUCCCUUGCAUGCUAUAACACCAGCUAACUAUGCACUUUUGGAAAUUUCUCAGGUGGCAUCAUGGUGUAAUGUUAUUUCAUGGGUAAUGUGUGCAUCAAUUACUCUAUUGCGUUUCCUGUGUUUGGCUGACUUUCGAUUGGUGCGCUUUGAUUUUCAUUUGGUUACAUCUCAGGCUGAUGUUGAGAAACCUGAUUCCAGUUCCACAAUGCGUACUGCUCGUGGGGAAUCAACAGAAUAUUUCCCUGCCAACGACGGCUUAGAAGUCACCCAUUCUCCUGAAUAAAACUAGUCAGUUAUACACAACAGAAGAAAACAUUUUUAAACCUUUUAUGUCUUAUGUGAUAGAUGAUAGAAUCUCUGAAAAUUCUUGCCAACAAAUUUAAAAUUGGCAGUUUGAAAUUCUCAAAGCUCAUCUUAUUUCUGUAUUGUGAUUCCCUUCCAGUUUUCAAGAAUCUAAACAUAUUUGCAUGAAUCUCAAGUCUCAAUGUCAUGGUUUUUCUAAUAUUGCAUUCAGAUCUAUCUGCACUUAAUACUUAAAACUAAGACUGUUCUGUACUUUGAACUUAAAUAAGACUGCAGCCUAUUCUUUAUUGCACUGAGUAGUUUGCAUCUCCAGUUAUGUCCAAAAGUUUUGUUGAUCUGCCCUCGCCUUCUUGCCAAGCAUGAGAGAUCUUCCACUUUUCGCACAUUCCGUAUUCUUUCUUACUCUAUUGUAACGUCCUCACAACCUGUGCAUUUUCCUUAAUAGCUUUUAAGAUUUGUUAAGUAUAUUUUUUAUAGUCCUCUAAAUAUUUUUGUGGCCAAGAUGGUAUCUAGUCGUUCAGAAGUUUGCAUCACUUGUCAAUAUGUUUUGAGUGUACUUAUGAAAUUGACUUUUCUUUGUACUCUUCCUAAUUUACCUUAGUAUUGUACAGAGACUGAACUCCAUUGUUCUGCUAUAUCUCAUUACAUUAAUAUUCUAUCCCUCCAAUAGUGAUAGUGAAAUUUUCUUUCAUACUUAGAUUAGAAAAUUGUGUGAGAUAUUUUUGUCUUUUAUCUUCUUUUUUUAAACUUGCAAUUGACAAUGAUUGAUGUCUCUUUCUAGUGGGUUAUUAGAAAUAUGUUGAGUCUCACAAUUUUUUGAAAACUUCCAUUUGCUUUUUAAAUUAAUUCUUUGUAGCCCUGUGAAAUUGUUUGUGUGAUGUACUAAUUAUUUGAUUGUCACAUCACUGACUCAACCAUUGCUCUCAUAUUUUAUAUCUACAAUUCUUGCCAAUGACAUGUCUAUUUUAAUAGUAAUAUUUUAUUGUACCUUAAAUUGACCAAACUUUUACAUUAUUAACCUUAAGAUUUAACUUAAUCAAGGACUCCAUAAACUUGCAUCUUGCGGACAGCAAAAAUAAAGUAUGGAUAAGUGUGACAAUAA